AAUAUACUAAUCAAGAUAAAGUCAGUUCUGGUUCUGAAAAUAAAGAUAUUGAAUUAAGUAACAGUGUUGGCUUAUCUUCUAAAACAUCUCACAAAAAACACACAUCAAAACAAGCGCAAAAAACAAAAUCGACAAA
Racocetra persica is the source of this 136-nucleotide messenger RNA. NCBI's taxonomy places the organism in Eukaryota, Fungi, Glomeromycota, Glomeromycetes, Diversisporales, Gigasporaceae. The record is from the annotation of a GenBank genome assembly.